Messenger RNA from Alosa alosa (allis shad), 4805 nucleotides. RefSeq lists its product as uncharacterized. NCBI's taxonomy places the organism in Eukaryota, Metazoa, Chordata, Actinopteri, Clupeiformes, Clupeidae. The record is from RefSeq and is a predicted model, not a curated record. The transcript is spliced from 12 exons. The coding region runs from base 1339 to 4164 and encodes 941 amino acids.
UCUGUGUGUGUACAUGUGUGUGUGUGUGUGUGUGUGUGUGUGUGUGUGUGUGUACUUAUCCUACCGACCAAUAGGGGACUAUGGGUUGAUUGCACACCAACCAAUAGGGGACAAUUGACUGAGUGGGGACCUAAAACCAUAGUCCCCACCAGGAUAACAGCUAUACAUGAUAGCAGCUGUCAUGCUAACAUACCUAGCAUCAAUAUCUCUGAAAGUUUUCAUCGUCCCCAAAAGUUCUGAUUUUGUCCGAAUGUGUGUGUGUGCUGAAGAUCGAAGCUUAGGAGUGAGACACCUUUGGUCAGUGGCUGUAUUGCAGGUGUGUAAACUAUGCUGCAGGCUCCACCCCAAUGACAUUGUCUGAAGUCAGGUUCCGCCCACAGAAGUGGGCAUUGUCACAUGAUGUAUCAGGUGACCAUAAGCCACCAAGAAACCAGGAAAAGACAGUUACUGGAGAACAGCAAAGGAAGUUUACCCAUAGGCUAAGGUUACUAGCCUAUUAGACAUGGUGAAACCAAGCUUAUUACCUCUAUAUUGCCAUAUUCAACAGAAUCUCCAUAAAAAGCCUGUUUCAAAGUUGUGUUUUAUCUAUGGCCUAUGAUAAACCUGGUUUAACGGGUCAACUAACUUUAAAGUUUGCCUAGAUUUGUGUGUUAACGCCACUCCUUCCAGCAACUUGGCCAUCUUAGUUUAAUUUUCAUGUCAUUGAUUACUUGUUUGCACAAAUUAAUGAGUGAUUAUUCAACAUAGGCUUCAAGUAGGCUACUUUACAGGCCUAGCCUACUAUUACUAGAGUAUUACUAGAUUACUACACGUUUGAAAUCGUCUGUGUUAUGUUCGCUAAUUGCAUAGUAUUUAAGCACUUCUCGACUAAUGUCCCCAUACAGACUAUAGGACACCCCUCCCCCCAACAUUUUGGCGGUUUGGCUGCACUCCCUUUUCCACUCUCGCACUCCCGGUCUCAUCAGACUCAAGUCCCCAAAUAGACUAUACGAACGGAUCCCCCACCCCACCCCAGAUGCUUUUGGCGGGCUCAGUUUUACAACUAGGCUAUAUCAGCACUUUUUGUAUUCCAUAGGUUUAGUCUAAAACAUUUCUAAUUGAUGAUACCGGAAUAUAAACAAUUAAAUUAAUGAAAAUAAAAAUGUAUUAAUUUCGGUUAUUUUAUUUCAAACAACGCAAGAGAUUCACGUCCAAUCAGCAGCGAUCUAUCCCACAACGUCUUUCUUCUACAACAAGAAGUACUUUGACAAGCGCCAUUUUGAUGAAACCAGGAGUAGGUGAAACGUGGAGGAGAGGACACAUGUGUGCUGUAAAUAUAUUACUUGUUGAGCAUGUGAAAUGACAAGGCAACCAUGGGGAAGCAGGAGAGCGAUGCAGAAUCGGGAUACAAAACGGAAGGCCCAAAAAAGAACAACAAAAGUACGAAAUAACAGUGCUUCAGAAUUAGUUCCAGAGCUACAGCGAACGGAAAGUGUGUUUCUCACAAAAGAGAUGCUGGGCAUUCCAAGGGAUUCUUUGCCCAGCAGUGAAGAUAGUGGCAGCGAGGAUGAUUAUGUUCCGGACUCAAAUAGCAGCAGCUCAGAGGAGCCCAGUGAUGAGGAACCUGCAAAGAAGGUCAGGCCCAAAGUUUCUUCUGCCAAGUCCAGUGAUGAGGAACCUGCAAAGAAGGUCAGGCCCAAAGUUUCUUCUGCCAAGUCCAGUGAUGGCACAACAGCAACAACAUCCUUUUCUGCCACUGACAAUGAGAAGUCUUCAAGUGAGUCAGUAGUUGUAAUGAAUGUGAAAAAGAAAUCAGAUGGGUCAAGGGCCUACAGCAAAAGGCAUUUUUGUCUUUUUUGUUCAAAGCCUUAUGCAAAAAUGGCAAGACACUUGGAACAUGUACACAAAAAUGAAGCAGAAGUAGCUGCAGCUGUUAGAUUCCCCAAAAAUUCAAAAUCAAGAAGAAUUCACCUGGACCUUCUGCGCAAAAAAGGAAACCGGGCACACAACAUUGACGUGAUUCGUGAAGGCUCUGGCGUGAUAGUUCCUUGUAAACAAACAAGUGACAGUAAUAUCAAUCCUAAAGAUUUCCUGCAUUGUUUAAGCUGCCAAGGGCUUUUCAAGAGAAGGUUUCUUUGGAAGCAUAUGAAAAGGUGCACUCUGGCUAGACAGUGUGGGGUACUCAAACCUGGCAAAAACAGAAUACAAUCACUCUGUGCAAACGCUCAACCUGUACCAGUGGGAGUAAGUGCUAAGUUAUGGAAGCUCUUAAGUGAAAUGAGUCAGGAUGAUGUUACCCAUGCCGCUAAAAAUGACGUGUGCAUUGUAAAGAUGGGAGAGCAAAUGUUUAACAAAAUUGGCCAUGAUCCUUCAAAACACGAAUACAUUAGGCAAAAGAUGAGGGAGGUUGGAAGACUGCUGUUAGCAGGUACACAGGAAUCCCCAAUGAAGACAAUGGAGGAUUUCAUUCUUCCGUCGAACUUUCCACAUGUUGUGAAUGCUGUGAAGGAUGUAGCAGGCUUUGACAGUAACUCCAAUUCUUUCAAAAUACCUUCACUGGCUUUAAAAUUAGGCCACAGCUUGCAGAAGAUUGCGAGCAUUAUUGAAUGUAAUGCAAUGAUAUCGGGGAAAAAGAAAAUUGUUGAAAAUGCACAACACUUCAAACAAAUUUACCGAACAUGCUGGAAUGAAAAUGUUUCCUCAUCUGCACUGAAAACACUUUCAGAAGCGAAGUGGAACACCCCACAACUGCUGCCAUUCACUGAAGAUGUUAAAAAAAUGCACAUGUACAUGGAUCAAAAACAAAAAGAAGCAUACCAACAGCUAACAAACGAGGAAUCAUCAAGGAACUGGGUUGAUCUAGCUGAGGUAACCCUCGCUCAGCUCAUACUGUUCAACCGUAGAAGAGAGGGGGAGGUGUCAAAAAUGCGCCUAACUGCCUUCACUGAAACUGAUGUGCCAUUGCAUGCAGAUGUAGCUGAGGCUCUAACUGCUCUAGAGAAGAAGCUGUGUGAACACUUCAAAAGGAUUGAAAUUCGUGGGAAGAGAGACAGGAAGGUCCCUCUACUGCUAACCCCAGCAAUGCAGGCGUCCAUGGAAUUGUUAGUGAAGACUCGUGCAUCCUGUGAGGUUCUCGAAAAUAACAUCUAUUUUUUUGCCAGACCUAGACAAGAAACGUUUAUUCGAGGCUACAAGUGCAUUCACCAGUUUGCAAAGGAGUGCCAAGCCAAAUACCCAGAGCGCUUAUCCUCUACGAAAUUAAGGAAACAUGUAUCCACACUUUCCAAGGUUUUGAACCUCAAAGAUACAGAAAUGGAUCAAUUGGCUGAUUUUUUGGGCCACAACAUCGCAGUCCACCGCAAGUUCUAUCGUCUGCCAGAAGGAACACUACAACUGGCUAAAGUUAGUAAAGUCCUGAUGGCCAUGGAAAGAGGGUGCUUAAUGGACUACAAAGGAAAGAAUUUAGAUGAAAUUGAAAUUGAUCCCAAUGAAACAAUUCCAGAGGAGAGUGACCAUUCAGAAAGCGAACUGACGGACGAAGAACUAAGCCCACCUUCUACAUCCUACCUACCUUCAGCUGCUAAGAAACGAACUUCAAAGAAGAAACAGUGCAUGCAAUCAGAGGACGAGUCCGAGGAUCCAGGUUCAGCUGCUAAGAAACGCACUUCAAAGAAGAAACAGUGCAUGCAGUCAGAGGACGAGUCCGAGGAUCCAGGUUCAGCUGCUAAGAAACGCACUUCAAAGAAGAAACACUGCAUGCAGUCAGAGGACGAGUCCGAGGAUCCAGGUUCAGCUGCUAAGAAACGCACUUCAAAGAAGAAACAUUGCAUGCAAUCACAGGACGAGUCCGAGGAUCCAGGUUCAGCUACUAAGAAACUUUUUGUUUUAGGCACAUCAAAGAUGAAGAGCCAAAGUAAAUGUGAUGAAAUGAACUCCGAUGUUCCAGAUGCAGCAUCCAAGACAUCCUGCCGCAAGAGAAGACCAUGGAGUCAAGAAGAAAUCCGCGCUGUUGAGAAGACCCUGAUGAAAUUUAUCACUACAGGCAGAACUCCUGGGAAGGCAGACUGCGUUUCUUGUAUCAACUCAGCACCUGAAGCACUUAAGUUCCGUGACUGGAUGUCAGUUAAGUUUUAUGUCAAAAAUCGUUGUGUGUCCUACCAAAGAACCACACAGACCCUUUUAUAGCAAUUUGAUAAGAAUGAGUUUGGGGGUGGGAGAUGGGAAUGUGUUCAGUUUUCUUAACAGGGCUUGAGCAUUUCAGAGGACCACACAAUACAUGCCCUGUACUUACACAGUAUUCUUGUUUAUAUUUUAUGUUGGCAGAGGGUCAGCAAUGUUUUUGUCAUUGGUAUUACAGUACAUGCACUUUAUUUUAACAGUACUUAAAUGAUUUUAGGUUGGGAGAGGGUCAAUUGUGUACUUUCGUUGUUAAUACUACAUGCUCAUACAAACAGGCUUUAGAGGAAAAUUAAUGAUGCUCAUGAUUGUAAUAAUGUUGAAGUGUAAAGAGUUGUGUGUGAGAAGAAGGUACGUUGUAUCCUUGUUGACGAGGUUCGUUAAAAAUAUUCUGACAACACAAUUUUUUUUAUUCAUUUUAAUAUUUCUUUUAUUUUCAUUAUUCACUUGGUAUCUGCAAUGCCUGAGUAGAUAUUUUAUAUUGAGAAGGUAUCUGCUUUUUCACAUGGUGUUGACUGUAGCAUUACUAGCACUUUCAGAAAUAAUGUACGCUAAUAACUAUCACAACAAUCUACCUCAUAACGUUCUAAUGAAGUGUGGUUGUGCAUUCUGGCACUGUGUUAAGCAGCCAAUAAAUGUGUUGAUUGCUA